CCACCAAACCAUGACAGAACUGAGCAUCAGUGGACAGCAGGUGCUGCCGCAGCCACCACCACCACCACCCGCGAUGCCAGAACCCUUCAGGAUCACCACGAAUGCCCCGCACCAGAUAAACGAUGCGAGUGUGACACCCGGAAGAAGGAAGCUGCAGAAGUGGCUGGGUCGUGUCCUCCGGAUCGUAAUCACCGAUGGCCGCGUCCUGGUAGGAUUCUUCAACUGCACCGAUCGGGAUGCCAACAUCGUGCUGUCCAUGUGCGCCGAGUACCUGGUGGAGGGCCAGGAACCCAGGCUUUUGGGCAACGUCAUGGUGCCCGGAAAGCACAUCGUCUCCCUUUCCAUCGACGAACCGGAUCCGCAGUCCAGUCUCCUUGUGCAAUAGUUCUCAGUCUGUUCCUAGAUCAUUUAAUGUUAAUAAAGCUGUAGAAAUACAUUUUUCACGUUA
Messenger RNA from Drosophila takahashii, 448 nucleotides. It is a transcript of the gene Sbat, whose product is annotated as LSMD1 domain-containing protein Sbat. Gene Ontology annotation, cellular component: NatC complex. The record is from RefSeq and is a predicted model, not a curated record. NCBI's taxonomy places the organism in Eukaryota, Metazoa, Arthropoda, Insecta, Diptera, Drosophilidae. Gene Ontology annotation, molecular function: RNA binding.